Molecule: messenger RNA, 2565 nt
Organism: Rhizoctonia solani
Lineage: Eukaryota; Fungi; Basidiomycota; Agaricomycetes; Cantharellales; Ceratobasidiaceae
Product: Tyrosine kinase specific for activated
Exons: 13
Coding region: 1-2565 (854 amino acids)
Biological process (GO): protein phosphorylation; proteolysis
Molecular function (GO): ATP binding; serine-type endopeptidase activity; protein kinase activity
Source: RefSeq, a predicted model, not a curated record
AUGCUGGGCUACUUGGGAACUACUAGGCCUGGACCAGGUUUAUGUUGUCUUCGCAGGUCAAUUUUGACACGGCCGUUAUCUCGCACAUUCGGAACACGUAAAUUUACUCCCAGUGAUGAUCAGAUGGGGCGAUUGCUUCACUUGGGACGAAUCGACGAGGAACUAUUAUAUAAAUUUGACCCUGCAUACUGGUACCCUGCUACGGUUGGCCAAGUUUUGAAUGACACAUAUAAGUUAGUGGCCAAAUUAGGAUUUGGAAACUCAUCUACGGUAUGGUUAGCGAAGGAUAUUACGAGGUGGCGCUGGUUAUCAACGCGCUACGUGACGCUUAAAAUCUCCACCUCUUACUUCUCCGACUCGUCAGCAAUCAAACAGCAUAAGCACGAAUCUUACAUUUCGCAUCGGAUAGUGACCAAGAACCCGUCUCAUCCUGGACUGCAAUUCCUCCGCACUGCAGUUGAUGCGUUCGAGGUCAAAGGUCAAAAAGGCAUUCAUCCCGUUUUAGUCUAUGACCCGAUGCGGGAGCCUCUUUCUGUAUUUUUGGAUCGCUUCGAACUGGUCAACAAUGAAAGACAAUGUGAGCCCGGGUUCGUGAAGACGUUGAUUAGCUUCAUCCUGAGCGGGUUGGACUAUUUGCAUAACGAAUGCGGGAUCGUCCAUCGUGACUUAACCCUAUCCAAUAUCUUGAUACCAUUAGAGCACUCAUCCAUGCUUGCCGCACUCGAAAAGUCCGAAUCUCUUUAUCCUUUUCCCAGCAAGGUCCUUCCAGGAGGGUACAUUAUACACAUGUCACACGAAGACUUUGGCCCACUUGCCCCAGGUAAAACUGUCGGGCCUCCAAAAAUCCACGAUUUUGGUACAGCAGUCGAGCUAGGAGGAAAAUCGAGACCGCUCUUUGAACCUGCAAGUUAUGCGGCGCCGGAGAUACUUCUUGGGUGCGAAGAUGGGACGGGGAGUGACAUUUGGGACGUUGGGAUGAUUGUAUGGGAGCUCUUGGCGGGUAGUCCACUCUUCAAAGGCAUCGAUCCCGAAUUCAAGAUUAGGACAAUGCGGAAACAGCUGGCAGACCUGACAAGCCUUCUUGGACCUCCGCCGCGCUCAUUGCUGAGUAGAGGCAAAGCAUCCUUAUCCUACUUUAACUCUGGCGGCAAAUUUAAAUACCCCAAUCUCCUUGUGCAGCACCGACAGCUAGGAGCCAAGUUCAUGGACAAGAUGAGCCAUGAUGAGAAGGAUGCGUUUCUAGAUUUUAUGAAGGGCAUUGUUAUGUGGGAUCCAUUGGAACGGAAGAGCGUGAAGCAAUUGAUAGAACAUCGAUGCCUACGAACCAGUAUAAAAGAAGGAUUCGACACCGCCGAAGUCCAGCAGCAGUUAGUUGCAAGCUACCUGGUCCAGUCGUCUCAGUUCUUUCCCUACUUCUUUAUUAUGCGCGCCACCUUCGUCUCUGCUGCUCUCCUUGCGGCCGUCCUUCCGGCUCUCGCUGCCCCCACCAACAACGUCCCCAUCAGCAAGUACGCUGGUCCGGUCAAGUCCAACUCUUAUAUUAUCAAACUCAAGGAUGGUGUUUCUACCGACGCACAUGUCAACAAGCUCAUCUCUGCCAUCACCAACGGCGGCAAGGUCGGCCACAAGUACAGCACUGCCUUCCACGGCUACUCUGCCACUCUCCAGGGCAAGGACCUCGACUUGAUCCGCCAGUCGAGCGAUGUCGAGUACAUCGUUGAGGACGGUAUCAUGAGCAUUGAAUACGAGGAGGGUGAUGAGGCCUCUGCAUUCGUCGCUCGUGGGGCUCCCGCUGCUGAGGGACUCGAGAAGCGUGCGAACGGUGCUGGCGUCGAUGUAUACGGCAUUGACACUGGUAUCUACACUGCUCACUCGAGCUUCGGCGGGCGUGCUCGCUGGGGUGCUACCUUCGGUGGCUACGCCAACCAGGACGGCAAUGGCCACGGAACCCACACCGCCGGAACUGCCGUCGGUGCCAGCUAUGGUGUCGCUACCUCGGCCAAUAUCAUCGCCGUCAAGGUGCUGUCCGACGCUGGCUCUGGCACUAACUCGGAUGUGAUUGCGGGAAUCAACUGGGCUGCCACUCAGGCUCGCUCCAGCGGUCGUCCCUCGGUCGCCAACCUGUCUCUCGGUGGUGGUGCCAGCACCGCCGUCGACUCGGCCGUCAGCAGCGCCAUUUCUGGUGGUCUCCACUUUGCCGUCGCUGCUGGAAACAGCAACGUCGAUGCUGGCAGCACCUCUCCUGCUCGUGUUGCCGCUGCCAACACUGUCGGUGCUGUUGACUCGAGCAACCGUAAGGCGUCGUUCUCCAACUACGGUUCCGUUCUUGACGUGUGGGCACCUGGUGUAAACAUCCUGAGCGCCUGGAUCGGCGGAACCACACGCACCAACACAAUCUCUGGUACCUCGAUGGCCUCUCCUCGCGUGGCCGGCUACAUCGCUGUCCGUAUCGGAAACAGCGGUGGAACUCCUGCUGCGGUCUCCUCAGCCCUGAAGGCCGGUGCUCGCGCUGUUGUGACUGGUGCUCCUUCCGGCACUACCAACCUUUUGGCCCAGCCUUUCUAA